This is a messenger RNA of Ahaetulla prasina, 2023 nucleotides long. It is a transcript of the gene ADSS2, whose product is annotated as adenylosuccinate synthase 2. Lineage: Eukaryota; Metazoa; Chordata; Lepidosauria; Squamata; Colubridae. Gene Ontology annotation, molecular function: GTP binding; adenylosuccinate synthase activity. Gene Ontology annotation, biological process: 'de novo' AMP biosynthetic process; IMP metabolic process. The record is from RefSeq and is a predicted model, not a curated record. Gene Ontology annotation, cellular component: cytoplasm. The coding region runs from base 16 to 1539 and encodes 507 amino acids. The transcript is spliced from 13 exons.
GAGGGCUAUCGAAGAAUGACCAAUAGGCGGCGGGCAGCGCAGUUGUCGGAUGCGGCAACGGUGUACCUUCUGUAUGAGAAGGCGGGGAAGAAGGCGCCUUCACCGGCCGCGCCGUUUCCUCCUUUCCUCCUUGCAUGUGUCUUGCAAACGAGGAGGGAACAGUCGCCUGCGGGAGCCAUGUCUGAAAGCGGCUCCGCGUCCGCCGCCGCUACCAUCCCUAAUGGCGGGGGCGCCGCUCGGCAUCCCGGCAACCUAGUGACUGUAGUCCUGGGAGCACAAUGGGGCGACGAAGGGAAGGGCAAAGUGGUGGAUCUGCUCGCGCAGGACGCGGACAUCGUCUGCAGGUGCCAGGGAGGCAAUAAUGCUGGACAUACGGUUGUUGUAGAUUCUGUGGAAUAUGAUUUUCAUCUGUUACCCAGUGGUAUCAUCAAUCCAAAAGUCACAGCAUUUAUUGGAAAUGGUGUAGUAAUUCACCUGCCAGGAUUGUUUGAAGAAGCAGAGAAAAAUGUUAAAAAAGGAAAAGGUUUAGAAGGCUGGGAAAAAAGGCUAAUUAUAUCGGACAGAGCCCAUAUUGUAUUUGACUUCCACCAAGCUGCUGAUGGCAUUCAAGAACAACAAAGACAAGAGCAAGCAGGGAAAAACUUGGGAACCACAAAAAAGGGAAUUGGUCCAGUGUAUUCUUCUAAAGCAGCUCGAAGUGGGCUCAGAAUGUGUGAUCUAGUUUCUGACUUCAAAGAAUUUUCAGAAAGAUUCAAAGUGCUGGCCAAUCAAUACAAGUCUGUUUACCCUACAUUAGAGAUUGACAUUGAAGGAGAAUUGAAAAGAUUAAAGGGCUAUAGUGAAAGAAUCAAACCGAUGGUGAAGGAUGGGGUAUAUUUUAUGCAUGAAGCUUUGCAUGGCUCUCCAAAGAAAAUUUUAGUGGAAGGUGCAAAUGCAACAUUAUUGGACAUUGAUUUUGGCACUUAUCCUUUUGUGACCUCGUCAAAUUGCACUGUGGGAGGUGUUUGCACUGGCUUAGGUAUGCCACCUCAGAAUGUGGGUGAAGUAUAUGGAGUUGUGAAAGCAUAUACAACUAGAGUUGGGAUUGGUGCCUUUCCUACAGAACAAAACAAUGAAAUUGGGGAAUUGCUACAGACACGAGGAAAAGAGUUUGGUGUGACCACAGGCCGAAAGAGAAGAUGCGGCUGGCUUGAUCUCGUAUUGCUUAGAUAUGCUCAUAUGAUCAAUGGAUUCACUGCACUGGCUCUUACCAAAUUGGAUAUUUUGGAUGUCUUUCCUGAAAUUAAAAUUGGGAUUGCCUACAGAUUAGAUAAUAAAAUCAUACCUCAUUUCCCAGCAAAUCAAGAAGUCUUAAAUAAAGUAGAGGUGCAGUAUGAGACCCUCCCAGGAUGGAAGAAAGAUAUAUCAAAUGCAAGGACAUUUGAUGAAUUGCCUGUAAAUGCACAAAAUUUUGUUCGAUUUAUAGAAAUGGAGCUCGGAGUUCCAGUUAAAUGGAUUGGAGUAGGAAAAUCCAGGGAGUCGAUGAUCCAGCUCUUCUAAAGAUAUUGGAUAGUUUGAAGAAAGGAAAGCACACUCCACAAAGACUGCUUGUUCACAUACACAUUCACGCAGACACAUGUGUCUUAACCCAAUAAGCAAUUAUUUGGAUGAGGAAAUUGGAAACAUCUUGUAAAACAACAAUGUAAAACAACUAGAGGUAGUCUGGGAAAAAAAACAGUUGUUGCUAUAAAACGUUGACAGAUCAGUAUCAUUUAUCUUACUUUGUCAAAAGUUCUAGUGGCAAGUAAUGCCACCAUUUGCCACUGAUACUUUUUCUCCAGAUGUAUCCCCAGGCCUUUUUUCUGUUUAUGUUUCUGACUCUACUGUACGUCUGCUUUUGGUGGUAUUACUUCCUGAAAUUUUGGAUGCUUAAGAUAAUGCAGUUUUGCACAGAGUUUUACAUCUUCAUUUGUACUCCUAAAGCUGUUAUACCUUGUAUGGUUGCUGACGUAGUGUGUGAUUAAAGAGAGGGGUGAUUUUAUAA